CCUUCCCACAGGGGUUCUGAACGCCGAACGGAAGUCUCCGAAAAUCAACGACUCUUAACGAAAGGCGGGCGGACAUUAACGAGCGAGUUCGAACGCGGUGUCGGAGGUCACAUCAGAGCGCCGAGGCCGUCUCCGGAAGUUCCCGAACGCCCCCGAAGCUCCGGGGAGGGCAGGCAGCAGCGCCACACAAGAUGGCGGACGGGGAGGAGGUUACUCUGGACGGGAGGCCGCUUCAGGCGCUGAGGGUCGCCGACCUGAAGGCGGCUUUGGAGCAGCGUGGCCUGGCUAAGAGCGGGCAGAAGAGCGCGUUGAUUAAGCGCCUCCGUGGGGCCCUGAUGCUUGAAAACCUCCAGAAGCAUUCGACCCCACACACCACCUUCCAACCGAAUUCCCAGAUCGGGGAGGAGAUGAGCCAGAACAGCUUCAUCAAGCAGUACCUGGAAAAGCAACAGGAGCUGCUGAGACAGCGUCUAGAACGGGAAGCUCGGGAGGCUGCUGACCUAGAAAGCAAAAGCUGCGUCAUCUCCCGAGAGAGGGGAGAGUCAGACGAAGAAGAACCCAGAAGACCAGAGCAACAUUCCUCUCGGGUGAGGCAGGCCAGAGCUGUGAAGACUGCGGGAGGUGGCCAUGCCCUGGCUAGCGAAGAGCGGGAGACUUCUCUUCGAAGUCGGAGGGCUGCCCAGCGGGUCCCUGUAAAAGAGGAGGAGGAAGAGGAGGAGGAGGAGGAAGAAGAGGAGGAGGAGGAAGAGGAGGAGGAGGAGGAGGAGGAGGAUGCUCCCCCUUUGCUGCUUGGCCAGACACCCAUGAGGCCAGAGGAGCCUGGCAUGCCAGCUCCCCAAGAGACGGGCAUGUGCCAAGCUUCCCUGCCCAUCGUCCUACAGGCCCAGCAAAAGGAGGGUCGAUCCCAGACUCCAGACACCCCGGGCUGUGAAGCUGCCAUGCCGCUCCUCUCGCACUUGCAGAGGCCAGGAGAGGGGGAGGCCCUGCCCACGGGACCAGCACCUCUGGAAAAGCAGCAGGCAGCUCUGACACCAGGGGAAGCCUUGGAAGCCCAGGAAAAGGAGCCACUGCAGGCAACCACCACAGAGGCUGUAGCCCAGUUACCCGAAGCCUUAAAAGUGGAGACCGAAGAAGACCUGGGCCUUCAGAAGGAGCAGAGGCUGACUGACCUCUCCAAGGCCCCCGAGGAGGUGGUGGUGGACCAGGGUGACACCCCGGCUACUCUGUUGCAGGCGGUGGAUGAGCCCCCGAGUGAGGAAAGCCAAGAGGAGGCAGCCGAGGCGCUGCGCAGCCUCGAGGAAGAGGCGACUGCUGCAGCCGCAGCGCUGGUGCAGGCGUCUCCUUCUCCCCCACAGCUGAUUGAAGCACAACAAGCCCAACAGGACCCCCGGGGAGAUGAGCCACCUCCCCCGCUCCUGACCAAGGAAGCCCCUGCAGGACUUGCUCCUGCUGAAGAUGAAGCCCCCCCUCAGCUCUCUCAGCCGUCUCCCCCCUCUCAGGAAGCACUGGCUGGGGCCAGCCUAGGAGCCUCGCCAUCCCCCUUGGCGCUCCCGCCACAUCAGCGGGUACGGCCAAGCAGCUCGCGCUCCUCUUCCUCCUCGGAAUCCAGCUCCUCCCGUUCCCGCUCUCGCUCCCCGGGCAGCUCACCACCCCGAUCCCACACAAGGAGGCCCCGCUCUGGUUCGUCUGAAUCACCUGCUCGGAAGCGCCGGGUUCUGGGAUCCCAGUCGCGCUCUGGCUCUGAGCGGCGCAGCAGUUCGUGUUCCAGGUCCCGCUCCAGAUCUCGCUCCAGCAGUGGCGGCAGCAGCAGCAGCAAGUCCCCCAGCCGUGAAGCUUCGAGGGACAGUUUCCCCCACACCAAAGAGUCCUCCCCACCAGGGGAGUGGUUCCCACCCCACAGCCCCAAGGCCCAGCAAGAGAUGCCAUCAAGCCCCAGGGAAGAGGGGAGAGCCACCCCCUCCCCCCCUCCGGAUCCUCAGAGACAUCACAGCCACACCCCACAGCAGCAACCACCAGCGCACAGCAUGGAGACUGCGAGCACGUUUCCGGAGCGAGGCAGCCCAAAGCCUCUCUUUCCAGUGGAGGUGUCUGGCCUAGACAGUGGAGGUCCUGCCUCUGAGCCACAGCGCCUGACUGAGCCACAGCACAGCAAAGACGAGGAGAAGCAAACGGUGCCAAUGGAGCUGUCAGAGCCCCAUCCGGAGAACGAGGCCCUCGAACCCGGUGGCCCCGAUGAUCAGCCCUCGGCAGACCCCCCUGGCCCCGAAGCGGGUCCUGAAGAUGAGGAAAAGAAAGAGGGUUCAGUUCAACCCAAGGCCUUCAAGAGGAAGAUCUCUGUUGUCUCAUCCUCCGUGGCCAAGGGGACCAUAGCCACGAACAGUGACACGGAAGGAAGCCAGCCAGGAGGCCGUAAACGGCGCUGGGGGGCUAGUACAGCCACCACCCAGAAGAAGCCUUCUAUCAGCAUCACCACAGAAUCCCUCAAGAGUCUGAUCCCUGAGAUUAAGCCGCCAGCAGGAGGGCAAGAAGCCGUGGUGGAGCUCCACGCGGACGACUCGCGCAUCUCCGAGGAUGAAGCCGAGCGCCACCUGGAGGAGCCGGCCCACGAGAAAGCUCUCAAGAUCUGCCGCACGGUCACACAGGUGGUGCCAGUUGAAGGCCAAGAGAAUGGCCAAGGGGAGGAAGAGGAGGAGGAGGAGGAGGAAGAGGAGAAGGUCCAUGAGGAAGAGCAACCGGAGGUUCCUCCUGUUGUUGCUGUAGAGACGGUGGUGCUGCCUCCACCCGUAGAGCAUGAAGUGAAAAAAGGUACUGGAGGGCGACUGGCAGAGGUGGGGGAGAGACUGGCCUUGCAGGCAGAGUCACCUUUGGGCUUCUGUGUUCCCUCGCCCCGCCCCACAGUCACGUUGAGCGAUACGCUCACCCGGCGGUCCAUCAGCCAGCAACGCUCUGGGGUCUCCAUCACCAUCGACGACCCCGUGCGCACAGCCCAGGUCCCCUCCCCACCACGUGGCAAGGUCAGCUGCAUCGUUCACAUCUGCAACCUGGUGAGGCCCUUCACUCUGGGGCAGCUGAAGGAGCUGCUGGGCCGAACGGGCACCCUGGUAGAGGAGGCUUUCUGGAUUGACAAGAUCAAAUCACACUGCUACGUCACAUAUUCAACAGUGGAAGAAGCCGUAGCAACUCGAAACGCCCUCCAUGGGGUGAAGUGGCCGCAGUCAAACCCCAAGUUUUUGUCAGCAGAUUUUGCUGAGCAAGAUGAGCUGGACUUCCAUCGCGGCCUUCUGGCCGACCGUCCUGCAGAGGCCAAGGCAGAUGAAGCGCCCACGUUCCCGGGGGCGGGCCCGGCCACGCGGGGGGAACGGGAGCUGCCCCGGCGCUCAGAGGCACGGGAGCGGGAAGCAGCUGUGCGGGAGCAGUGGGCCGAACGGGAGCGAGAGAUGGAACGCCGGGAGCGGACCCUGGCGGAGCGGGAGUGGGACCGGGACAAGGUACGCGAGGGGCCCCGCUCUCGCUCCCGGUCCCGAGAGAGACGCCGCAAGGAGAGGCCCAAAUCGAAGGAGAAGAAAGCGGAGAAGAAAGAAAAGGCCCAGGAGGAGCCCCCAGCUAAACUUCUGGACGAUCUUUUCCGCAAAACCAAGGCAGCCCCCUGCAUUUACUGGCUGCCCCUCACGGACAUUCAGUGCGUCCAGAAGCAGGCCGAGCGGGCGGCCAGGGCUCGAGAGCGUGAGCGCCGGCGCAAGGAACUGGAAGCCGAGGAGGCCCGCCAGCGAGAACGCAGCCGCCAAGCUGAGCGGGACAAGCGGCGGGAGCACAGCCGAGAACGGGAGCGCGAGCGCCCCAACGCCACCAGCAGUGGGGCCAGCCGGGCAGGCGAGCGCAGCGGCCGAGACCGGGAACGGCGCGAGGCCAAAAGCCGCCACAGCCGAAGUCGGAGUCGUAGCACGCCUGUACAGGACAGAGGGGGGCGCCGCUGAGCUAUUCCCCAACCUUUCUUUUGACCUUCUGGGGGGGGAGAUGGUGGCGGCGGCGGCCCUUUCCCAAAUCGAGCUCCAAGUUUGUGAGGAAGGAGGAACAGCGGGAAAGCCAGCCGAGGGGGUUGAGUUUCUUUUUCCAGCGCUGGGAGGGCAGAGAAGGGUCGGGCGUGGCGGGGGGCAGAAGCAGCAGGGCUCUUCCUCCCCUGUGUGGGGAUAGUUUGAUUCCCAGCCCUUCCACUCUCUCUUCUGGAGCCAGUGUCCUUCCCGUUGAUUUGUAUUUUAUUUUGGGAAAAUGUUUUUUUUAUUCUUCUGAUGAUACAGGAAAGAGAGCAUAAUAAAGAGAUGGCGUUAGUUUUAAA
Messenger RNA from Python bivittatus (Burmese python), 4333 nucleotides. RefSeq names its product apoptotic chromatin condensation inducer 1 (gene ACIN1). Gene Ontology annotation, cellular component: precatalytic spliceosome; ASAP complex. The record is from RefSeq and is a predicted model, not a curated record. Gene Ontology annotation, biological process: RNA splicing. Gene Ontology annotation, molecular function: RNA binding. Lineage: Eukaryota; Metazoa; Chordata; Lepidosauria; Squamata; Pythonidae.